This is a messenger RNA of Gordionus sp. m RMFG-2023, 2809 nucleotides long. RefSeq names its product histone acetyltransferase KAT6A-like. Lineage: Eukaryota; Metazoa; Nematomorpha; Gordioida; Chordodea; Parachordodidae. Gene Ontology annotation, molecular function: histone acetyltransferase activity; transcription coregulator activity; zinc ion binding. The transcript has 11 exons. Gene Ontology annotation, biological process: negative regulation of DNA-templated transcription; positive regulation of transcription by RNA polymerase II. Gene Ontology annotation, cellular component: nucleus; chromatin. The record is from RefSeq and is a predicted model, not a curated record. The coding region runs from base 28 to 2802 and encodes 924 amino acids.
GAUUGUUUAAAUUUAGAAAAACGUUCUAUGCUCAAAAUUUUAAGAUCACAUCAAAAAUUUGAAGAAGGGAAUAGGAAACAAGAUGGAAAAGAUAACACAUCUUGCGAUAUAUGUUAUUUAGCAUUGAAUUUAAAAAAAGAUGUUUAUCUUAGGUGUGCUCACUGCUUCUUGUAUUAUCAUGUUAUAUGUUUAAAAUUUAAUGAAAUAGAAUAUGAAAAUGCUAAACAAUAUUCUUGGUAUUGUCAUAAAUGUAAGAUAUGUUCUAUAUGCUACAAAGAAAAAAGCUCCAAGGCUGGAGCUUUGAUAUUAUGUGAUAAAUGUGAUAGAGCAUUUCACGAAAAAUGUUAUGAUCCACCUAUAAAAUGGAGCAAACGUUAUUGGACUUGUAUGCUUUGCAAAAAUCUUAAAAUUCAACUCUCACCUGUUUUAUUGCAUAAUCAGAAUAUAAAACUCAAUAAAUUAUGUGUUCAAGCUCCAAUGAAUAGAGAAAUUAUAGAUGAAGACGGUUUAGUUUAUCACACCCCUAGGACACGGUCUAAAAGUAGCUCCCCACCGCACAAACCUGCCUUUAGUCCUGAUAAUUUAUCGUUGUCACCACAAACUUUUAAUACGCUCAAUGGACCAAACUUUUUAAACUCUGACCAAAGAGUAGUUAAGAAAAUACAUAAGCGACAAAGAAUUAAGUACGAAGCUAGAGAUACUAGGGCAUCAAAAAAGCACACUUCUAACGAUGAUAAUAUUAACAUUGAAGACGAAGAAUUGUUAGAAGGAAAAAUUGGAGAUGCCCAUAUGGACAUCUCAAAUAUUAAUGAAUCAUCUCCUAAAGCCGAACUUAAGCCCAAAAGAAAAGUAGAAACAUUGUCUCCUCUUCGCGAUAAUAGCAAUAUUAAGAAGCCAACAUUUGAUAACGAUUUAAACUCAUCGAAAAUUGUCAAUGAUUGUUUCCGCAUUGAUCUGAUCCAAAUUGAAGGACUGACAACUCCAGAUAAUACUCUAUCUUGCAUAUACCCUAAACAACUGAUUGAAAAUUUACUUAAUAAGCAUUGCGAAUAUUUGUUGGGAUUGGCACUAAAACUGAACAAGGGGGCGUUUUACCUCGGAGAAGACGAUGUAGCGGAAAAAGUUAUAAAUAAACUUAAGAGUAAACGUGAAAGUAUCGACAGUAAAUCUAACGACAACUCAAACAAAGAUGACGACCCCCUUACAAUUGGUAAAAAAAGAGGUAGGAAACCUAUUAAAAAUAAUUUGCGGCUAAAAAAUGUUGCAUUUUCAAAUGAAAAUGAUAUGAUUAACCCCGAAAAAAGCGUUUUAACCCAUGAGACAGAACAAGAAAUCAAACUUGUAUCCCCUGUAAGUAUCUUUGGCCUAUCCUUAUCCCAAAAAUACACAGAAAAAAUGAAAUAUUGUCCCUAUAAUGGUUGCGACUCUAGUGGUCAUUUGAGUGGUAUAUAUGAAGCGCAUCAUACUCUGGCUGCAUGUCCUAGUUUUUAUGAGACUGAUAAGUGGGCUUGCAUUCGUCGGUGGAACACUCGGAUAAUUCCGUUACUUAAAAAGAUAACUGAAAGUGGGAGUGUGGAUGUGAAUUACUUUGAAAAUGUAGAUAAAGAUGCUAACGAUAUCGAUAACAAAGAUGUCACACAAUUCCAGAACAAGAAGUCACCAUCUCAAAUAUACAAGGGAUCUCCUAAUAAACAAAGCUCCAAAGAACGAUCAUUUUCCUUCGCCUCGACUUACCAAUCACUUAAUGCAUUAAACACCAAUUCUCCUGUCAUCAAAAAAUCGGAUAAUGGUAAUGAUAAAAAUAAGAAAAAUAUCAUUAACACGGGGGUUAAACCAAAUGAUAACUUGUCUAAGCAAAAUAAUUUGGAUGGCCUAUGUCUCGACAAUCCCGAUACCCAAAUAUUUUAUGACGUCAGAGCUAUCGUUGCAGCAAUACAAGAAAGCGAUUUAGAACCAUUCACCCCUCCUUUUUACAUCAAAAAGAUAGUUUUUGGAAGCGCGUGGCAAAUGAAUGGGUGGUACCCUUCUCCCUUUCCUUUGGAUAGAUUCGGUCGUACAGAUACAAUCUACUUUUGCGAAUUUUGUCUUAGUUUUCAAGAAUCCGAGAUAUCUUACCUCCGACACACAACAAAAUGUAAAAUAACUUACCCUCCCGGCGACGAAAUAUACAGAGAAGGGCCGAUUUCGGUUUUCGAAGUCGAUGGUCGAGCUCAAACUUCUUAUUGUCGUAAUUUAUGCUUGCUCUCAAAACUCUUUAUGGAAUCUAAAACUUUGUGUUACGAAGUACAACACUUUUGGUUCUACGUUAUGACACUGGCUGAUUGUACUGGCUGUUGUCACAUUGUCGGUUACUUUUCUAAAGAAAAACAAAAUUUUCAAAAGAAUACCGUUUCCUGCGUAUUGAUACUGCCGCAUUUUAUGAGGAAAGGAUUUGGAUGGAAAUUGAUCGAUUUUAGUUAUUUAUUAGCCCGAACGGAAGAUAAAAUAGGAUCGCCCGAGAGGCCUUUAUCAGACCACGGUUUAGUAACAUACAGAAGUUAUUGGAAUUCCAUUAUACUUAAUUACUUGUCGGGCAAAUGUCAAGACGAUAAAAUUUCCAUCAAAGAUUUAAGUCAAGAUUCCGGAAUUCAUACUGAUGACAUAAUAAGCACUUUACAAUUUUAUAGGUUACUAAAAUCAUGGAGAGGCAAUCAUAUUAUACUGAAAAAUGAAUUAGAAGAACUCAAAAAUCUAUCUAAACAAAUUUGGCGAAACUUACCUGGAAAAGUAGAUUCUAAAUUUUUACAUUGGAUUCCCAAAUGAAGGAAAU